AUGUUCAUCUUCAUCAAACAUGGAGAUAAUCAGCAGUUUCUGGUCAAUGUCAAUUGCUCUGUCCUCCUGUUGCUACAUUACACCCGAAAUAAAGUGGGGUUGCCUAAAACAGACACCAUCGAUUUGUGUGAUGAAACGGGGACAAUGAAGUUGCUUUUCCUGAUGAAGACCCCUGGAGACAAUGCCAGCAAAUUCCUUACAGCUCGAAGCACCUAUUACGUUUGUAAGGUGGAGCGUGGGGCACCAGGGACAAGACUUGAGAAUUCCUACAGAGCUUUCGUGCCCCUCCUGAAGAAUCCAGAGCCUGAGCUAAUUGAUGCCCUGCGCACACAAUGUGACUUCCUGGAGAGAAGCCGAGUGAAGCUGCUUAGAACCCAAGAAGCCAAGAAGGUCGUUCCAAUUGAAUCCACUGUGAACCUCCCGUCAAAAUCAACGGGAAGAUCAGAUGAAGAGGGGCCCACUCGCAGGGGUCCGCUCUUUAAGACCAGAGCAGACUUUCUCAGUAGGAGGGAUAAACAUCGCUAA
Molecule: messenger RNA, 525 nt
Organism: Otolemur garnettii (small-eared galago)
Lineage: Eukaryota; Metazoa; Chordata; Mammalia; Primates; Galagidae
Gene: CUNHXorf65
Product: chromosome unknown CXorf65 homolog
Exons: 6
Coding region: 1-525 (174 amino acids)
Source: RefSeq, a predicted model, not a curated record